Molecule: messenger RNA, 576 nt
Organism: Mercurialis annua (annual mercury)
Lineage: Eukaryota; Viridiplantae; Streptophyta; Magnoliopsida; Malpighiales; Euphorbiaceae
Exons: 4
Coding region: 1-576 (191 amino acids)
Biological process (GO): mRNA splicing, via spliceosome
Source: RefSeq, a predicted model, not a curated record
AUGGGAGAAAGAAAAGUGAUCAACAAAUACUAUCCCCCUGAUUUUGAUGCGGCCAAGUUACCCCGUCUUCCAAGAUCACAGAAUGAUUCAAUGAAAGUUUGGAUAAUGCUUCCCAUGAGCAUACGCUGCAAUUCCUGCGCUCAUUAUAUAUACAAAGGUACCACAUUCGAUAUGAUCAAACAAAUUGCUAAACAAAAAUAUCUUAAUGUUAUCUCUAUUCAUACAUUUUGCUUCAAGUGCACCCCCAGCAAGGCCCAGAUCGUGUUUCAGACAGAAACUCAAAAUAGUGAUUAUGUCGUCCUGAAUGGUGCUAAUCGAAAUUUUGAACCCUGGAGAAGUCAGCCUCAGGAGAUGGACGAAAGUUAUCAGUAUGCAAUGGAAUUGUUGGAGAAGAAGACGAAGAAGUUAGAGGAAGCAGAAGAAGAAGAUGAAGCACUUGUCAAAUAUAGCAAUGCUAGUGGUGGUUGUAAAUUACCAAUGCUCAGCAGGUAUUUGGUCAUCAAAAGACAACACAUUUACUAUAUGAAAACUACAGCAACUAUGAACUUGAAGAAGAUUGGUUCAGACUUUUAUUAG